Dalotia coriaria is the source of this 4755-nucleotide messenger RNA. RefSeq names its product NFAT nuclear factor (gene NFAT). The transcript has 10 exons. Lineage: Eukaryota; Metazoa; Arthropoda; Insecta; Coleoptera; Staphylinidae. Gene Ontology annotation, cellular component: transcription regulator complex. The coding region runs from base 319 to 3399 and encodes 1026 amino acids. The record is from RefSeq and is a predicted model, not a curated record. Gene Ontology annotation, biological process: regulation of transcription by RNA polymerase II. Gene Ontology annotation, molecular function: DNA-binding transcription factor activity, RNA polymerase II-specific; transcription factor binding; RNA polymerase II cis-regulatory region sequence-specific DNA binding.
AGUUUCACUCUAUCUCUGUUUAAUCAAUGCGGCUGUUGUAUCCCCACUCUAGUGCAUUCACUGACCUCGUGGUUGCGACGUUGCCAAGUGGAUUUGUUUAUGUUUACGCCGUGCUCACCUUACAAUUUACCACCUCGACGAAACAAGUGAAGAAUUAACCAAAAACGGCAUAAACAAUAGUCCAUAAAAGUGCUAGCGCAUACAAGUGUCCGUGAUUAUCGUUUCUCGAUUAACCACACGAAUUGUACUAGCGCCAAGUGCAACACUUAAACAUCGCAAACAGUGCAAUCGUGAUAAAUUGUUGUCAAGAUCAUCAAUAUGCCGAAGCGACCACCUAAAGGAAGCAAGAAAGCGUCGAGCAAGCCUAGCAAAACAAACAAGAGCAAUGGUAGUAUGAAAAUGACAAUGUAUACGGCGCCGACGAUGGUGCCCAGGCAGCAGACGAAGGAGCGUCUGCGGCAGGGUCGUCCUGGUGGCAAACGGCUGGCUGCUCCGCGCUCUUAUAACGGCAAGGCGCGAUCCAUGGCUCGGCGGUGUUUAGACCCGUGUGAUAAUUCCAACGAUAGUGGUCUUGGUUUUGACCAUCACGUGGAUCGCCACAAUAUGUUGAGCUCGAAUGAAAGCUUGCAUUGGGCAGACGCUGAUAGGGCAAUGGCAAAAAGGCAGAAAGUCGAUGUGAAGCUCGAAAAUGAUGAGGUCAAUGAUAACUACUCCUUUCCUGAACAUACACAUACAUAUAGGGACACAACUACGCUUAUCAGAACAGCACCUUCAGUUACUUUCUCAUCCUUUAGCGCAUCCACGACGCAGGGAGUACACUCGGGGCGGGUUGUACCGCGUGGACAUGCUCUUCUCAACUCGAUACCACAUUCAGCACCGAUUACAUUAACAUCGCAAUUACAAGCCUCAUCCAGAUAUCGAGAUAUAUCCUUAUCAAUCAUCUACCAGCCUGAACAGCAACACAGAGCGCGCUAUCAAACUGAAGGUAGUCGUGGCGCGGUCAAAGAUAGAAGCGGGAAUGGUUUUCCUGUUGUUCAACUUGUUGGAUAUAACAAACCUGCCACGUUACAAGUGUUCAUUGGUUCAGACCAAGGCAAAGUUGCCCCUCACAUGUUCUACCAAGCGUGUAAAGUCAGUGGUAAGAACUCAACACCAUGCAAUGAGAAGACAAUUGACGGCACGAUUGUAAUCGAAUUACAAUUGGAGCCUGGCAAGGACAUGCAAGGUACUUGCGAUUGUGUGGGCAUCCUGAAGGAGCGUAAUGUUGAUGUUGAACACCGGUUUCCCGACCAACUCGGUUCUCGUGCGAAGAAAAAGUCGACGAGAUGUCGCAUGGUGUUCCGCACAACUAUUACCCACACGGACGGCAUGCAGGAGACACUGCAAGUGUGUUCACAACCCAUCGUUUGCACACAACCUCCGGGCGUGCCUGAAAUUAGUAAGAAGUCGUUAACAUCGUGUCCAGCCAGCGGUGGCUUGGAGUUGUUCAUUAUCGGCAAAAAUUUCCUCAAAGACACCGUCGUGUACUUCCAAACGAAAGACGAGUCGCGAGGCAGAUGGGAACAAUCAGUUGUUCCUGAUAAAGAGUUUUUACAGCAAACUCACCUAAUAUGUGUAGUGCCACAAUUUUUCCUCCCCGACAUAACCGAACCGGUAUCGGUAAGGAUGUAUGUAAUGUCGAGCGGGAAAACUAGCGAGCCACAUUCGUUUGUAUACACGCCCGUUAACGGGGCAAUGCCAAGUGUUUGCAUUGAGGCACAAACCUCACCGCUUCAACAAGUGUCGUUCUUAUCGAAAAUAAUGCCACCGCCGGAUACGAGUCUUGUGCCGUUGUCACAGCGACGCCUGUCCGCCGCGAGCAUCGUGAACACCGAUUCUAUGUCGCCACCGAUGAGAUGUAAUUCAUCUAUGAAGCAGGAGUUUAUGGACGAGAACAGCCAGAAUUCCGUAAUGGACGCCUCCGAGCUGCAACCGCGAUUCCGUCACAUUUCUGAGAGCUCGUUGGACGUACAACAAGGCGAUUCGAAUCUCUCGAUGAUUAACGACAACUCAAUGGAUAUGAUGCAUCAUCAACAAAUGGUCCACGCAAACAUGAAUGAGAAUUCGAAUUUGAGUUUGGUGAACGAAAACAGCAUGGAUAUGAUGUCCGGCGGACGUACAUCUGUAUGCGGUGAAAUUAUUGACGAGACUUCGAAUCAUUACUCGCCCCAGCGAUCUCCCGAAAUGAAGGUCAUGGAUCUGCGAAGAAAGAUGCCCAUGGCCACGGUGGCAGAUUUGGUCAAUACGAAAGAGCCUUCUAUGGCUACUUUACAGAGUUUCGGAAUGAUGGAACAUAACUUGGUACCACUGCCAGCACAGACUGCCCAAAGUAUUGAGAAUUAUUUAACGAAUAUUGAAAACAAAAAUCCAUUUUUACAACAACCUAGCAACACCGUUCUCACGACCAGCUCGUUCAUGGCGCCACAGAUGAUGUCGACUGUAUCGAACGAAGAGAAACACGAGGCUGGUACUUCUCCGAUAGCGGUCGCCGAGGCUGCUUUGGCAUCAGCUCAGCACCAAACAGUCAUUCAAAACAUUGAAAAUGGUUUACUAAACAACACAUUGGGUAACACCAUGCCCACAGAGCGAUUAAACGUACUAGUUAACUGUGGAGUGGAAAGCAUGGUGUCUCCUAAAGAGUCAAAUAUGCUACUAAGUCAGGAUGUUAUGAUGCCUUCGAUGAUAAACACAAAUUUGACAUCGCCUUUGGCUCCUCCGGCGUUGAACACACCCAAUUCGAAUAUAUCGCCGGAGGUAAUUUUAAAUUCGCAAAUAUCACCGAGCUUAAUGUGCCGAAGUGCCACUCAGGACGCACUGCUACCAUCCACAAACCUGCAGCCUAUUUGUCAAUCUACGGCCCCGCAUAACGUCAAUGUGGAGACAACUAUGACUAACCCGUUGUUAAGUUCAUCUAACACAAGUUUACUUGUGGUAAAUGGUCCAGAAAAUGCCAUUAUUCUUAGCGCUGCUGCAGACUUGCUUGAAACGCAAAAGAACAUUAGCGAAAUUCUUACAACCACGAACGGGGAAGUUAUGCCCAUGAGUCAAUUGCAGACCACCGCUGGUCAAAUUGGGAACAACUUUUUCACAACUGCCGACAAUGCUACACUUGUCGACACCAUCACGAAAUCUAUGGCGCAAAGCAACAAAGAUUUUAUGAUGCCUGUGACGGUAUCAAUACCAAUGCAAGGAACGAUCACUGGCCCUGUCGUCACAACUCUGAAGGAAAUGCAGAACGAGAAGAAGUGCGAGGAGGAGUUGCGGAUGGUACCGCCUUCUUUGGCCACGAUGUCCGAGAAUGAUCUCAUCAACAUCAUUAAUCCUAGUUGUUUUGAUCAAGGUAACAACGCCAUGCACUAAAACGUGUCCGUUUACACAUAGAAGUUAUAAUUCGGAAUGAGCAUGAAUCAAUUUAAACGGAAACACUCGCAAAACAAAGCGUUAAAAAAUAUUGCUUACAUACGAAUGAAAGUUCGGGGAAGAUCAGUGAUCUUAGAAUUCUUACUACCCCUAAAUAUUAUUUGGUUUGUUUCUGUUUGUCCUACUAACCAGAAGAGAAAACGGCAUAUGACACUGCCCCGCAUAUGUAAAAAGCUUUUUUUUUGUAAUUUUUGUCGUCAACUCCUAGUUAGAAGUGGCUGCUACAUUUAGUACUAUUAUCACUGUAGCAUCUAGCGUAUGUAGAUAAUGCGAUGUCAUUGUACAGCAAUGAUGCAGCAAAUAUUUAACCAAGUUAGUCUUUACAGUCUAGAGGUAGUAAUUGUUUGAAAUUAAGUGUAUUGUAUUCGUAGUAGAUUCUUUAAGUGUGUAGUUUGCGAUUUUCUCAUUAUUAAUUGUCGUAUCUUACUAUCGUUUGUAACUAAUUGAUACUGCUUUACUUUCGUUACGAUUGAUAACGCUCGAUAUACAAUAACAUGUAGAUGAUUAACCCAAACUGUUCUCAUAUCGCGUAUACCUGUUAUUAUUGUGUAAGUGGGCAGUCGUUUGCAUUGUGUUACAUUUAGUUAUAAUUACGGUCUUUAAUGAUGUGCAUUUGUUGUUUUCAGUUUAAGACAGACACGCAAUGCGCAAAUUUCAUGUUAUGGUGGAGGUCGCACGCAUCCAUUCAUUCAUCUUUUUUUAAUUUCAUCAUCCAUGUGCAUCCUUAUAAAGUCAUUACCGACUGUGUCUGAUAAUGGCGCCGAUAGAACUUUCGCGACGCGUGAAAAUUCCUAUGAUAAACCUAUGAAAAAUUGAUAAAGCAAAAGAAGAAUUUUAUAAACCGAUAUAUAUGAUCAAAAAUCUAUUUACCGCCGAUGUCAUAUGUGACAUGCUGUUCAUAUUGAAAUGUACAUUUUUUACAAUAACUUAUAUUUAUUGUAUCUGCUAUAAUCAUUACUGAGUACUGAGUACAUUUCGACGUGAAACUGCUGGCGUAAAGAUGCACUGAAGGACACAGAGAAUAUUCUAUGUAGGUAUUAAGUGUUUGUAUAAAUGUAUUAUUAUCCUGUUUACUACUGAAUAUGUUUAUUAAUAUUAACGCAGGCAAAACAAAUGAUAAAACUAUUCUGAUCACAUGUGUGCCAGAAAACAGAGUGUUAUUAUAUUUGUAUUAUUUUUUAAAUUUUAUUUGAACUUGGUUUCAAGAAGCAUUGAUUUCGCCGAGAUGGAUCUUCAAUUUGAUUUAUUUUGAAUUUUAUUACUACGUAAUAAAGAUAAGUUACUUGUUUACUUUAA